Nestor notabilis (Kea) is the source of this 689-nucleotide messenger RNA. RefSeq names its product iron-sulfur cluster assembly 1 (gene ISCA1). Gene Ontology annotation, biological process: iron-sulfur cluster assembly. The annotation marks the transcript as partial. NCBI's taxonomy places the organism in Eukaryota, Metazoa, Chordata, Aves, Psittaciformes, Psittacidae. The record is from RefSeq and is a predicted model, not a curated record. Gene Ontology annotation, molecular function: 2 iron, 2 sulfur cluster binding. Gene Ontology annotation, cellular component: cytoplasm; mitochondrion. The transcript is spliced from 3 exons.
AUAAAACAGCUUCUGAAAGAUAAACCUGAACAUGUGGGUGUGAAAGUAGGUGUUCGUACAAGAGGAUGCAAUGGACUUUCCUACACGUUAGAAUAUACAAAAUCAAAAGGAGACUCUGAUGAAGAGGUAGUUCAAGAUGGGGUUAGAGUGUUCAUUGAGAAGAAGGCACAGCUGACACUUCUAGGAACUGAAAUGGACUAUGUAGAAGACAAACUGUCCAGUGAGUUUGUCUUCAAUAAUCCAAACAUCAAAGGAACAUGUGGCUGUGGAGAAAGCUUUAACAUCUGAAAUCUCAGGACUACUUCUUUGACUUUGAACACCCCAAAACACUGCUAUGGCUUUCAGAAGCAAAUGCAUUUUCUUCAGGUUCGUAGGCUGCGUGAAGUGUGGAUACCAUUAAGAAAAAUAAAUCCUUUUGAAAAAGUAAAUUGUUUGUUAAAUUCCACCACUGAUGUAGUUAUACUAUAAUUUGUGAUGAGUUGGGAUUCAAAAGGUAAGAACAGUAAGUGCUGUAGUAACAUCUCUGUACUUUCACAUGCCAAGGAAAUAAAAUCUGCCUGUUCUUUUCCUUUGUAAUUUUCUUUGUCCACUCUACUCAGACUUCCCCAUCCGAAACCUAUUGGAAAGAAUGUUACCUAUGUGUUCUGCUUUGAUGUGGGGAGGAAAAAAAACCACCACCAAAACAAAAA